This is a messenger RNA of Coregonus sp. 'balchen', 2110 nucleotides long. Lineage: Eukaryota; Metazoa; Chordata; Actinopteri; Salmoniformes; Salmonidae. The record is from the annotation of a GenBank genome assembly.
UUUGUGUCAAUAUCCAUCUGUCUUUUUGAAUGGAUGAUUUAGAUAGAUGCCUAUAGGUUACAGAACACUAACCACAUGUCAUGUUGUCACUCUACAGAUAAUCAGUCUGAAGUACCAUCACUACUCUUGGGUGGCAGAGCUGAUCCAGAUUUUUAUUGCUAUCAGUAUAACAGUGUCAUUUCUGGUGAUGGGAUCUGCCAUGAAGCACACAAGUAUGUUCCCUCUUAAUACAUCUCAAUCCCUGCUGUUCUUUAUGCAUGGCAACGUUCUCUGAAGAGGGGGGAAUACAUUUUGAUAGCAUGAGUUAGAGACAUUGACAUGCAAAUCCCUCGCCUACACCAAUGGCUAUUAAGGUCUAACCUCAUAUACGAUGUACUUAUGUGACCACACUCUCUGUUAGUCGGUUGUUUACUGGUAGUCAGUUUUAUCUGUGUAAAGGGGUUAUACAAUUAAUGUUAAUAUAUAGUCAUAUUUAGCUAAAUAGAGGGACUUGUUUUUUUAUGUUUUUAGGCCUGAAAAUUAGGAAAAUAAGAUGAACAAUGAAUAUAAUAUAAUUUUCCUAAAUGUUAAGUUGGCUCAGGCUGAGAAAGUAAUUUAAAUGAUUCAGCAUAACAUCUCUAUUUUCAAAAUAUCUGCAAUAAAUCACGUUUCACAGUAGCACAAUUAUGCCUUUCAUUGAUGUGGCUAUGUGGCAUCAUUAUCUCUCCUUUUUCCAGUCAAGAGGGAACAAAAUACUCAAUGAUAUGAAUCAUGAAAAAUACCAAUUGCAUGUAUUUACAUGUACAAUUGUAUAAACCCAGGGCUUUAAGAAGCUGUAGAUUUCGUGCCUUGUAGGUACAUUGUGUUUGGUUGUUUUGUUUCAGUUGAUGGACUUGUGAACUCACACUGGAACACAAAGUUGGAAUCGAUGUCUAAAGUCUGGGAGAGGACAUUACCACAGAGCUUCCACAGAUGCAGUUCAAGAGGGUAUACAGUUCUACUUCUCCGUCUGGUUUUGAAUUCCUCCCAUCACAAGAUGAUUUCACAGGCCGUUUGCUUUCUCACUCGCUGACCAUUACCACUCCCAUAAAAAUAGAAUAUUUCUCUGCCCCUGUAAUAGAAAAGGUUAUGAAGCAUUCAGGAUGCUUACUUUUACUAAUUAAGUUGAUUUCAUGAUAUUAACCAAACAAUCCAUGUUGUCUUUUCUCCUUGACAGCCUUGCCAAUGGGCUCAUAUCUCUGCUUGCAUUUGGAAUCAUUUUUAUUGUCUCUUCGUGUGAUCCAAGGGUAAGUGCCUCAUUCUUCAUCCUGCUACAGCAAAAUAAAAUGAGUCACCUGUUCCUAUCACUUCAUUUCUAACUGGAUCUAGGCAAGAGUAGGAAUUUGUGCUUGAUUGCUGUUUCAAACUAUUCGCAUGAGCUAUGCUUAUCAAGUAUCCAAACCAGUUAUUAUGGUAUGUAGGAACAUAAGGAUAAUACAGCAAGCUAUAUUUAUGUGUACCCUUUAACUAGGGAUUUGUGGUGAUGUUGGACAAAGUGGUGUCUUUCUCUUUGAACACUGAAGUUGGGUUGUUCAUCUUUGUGAUGCUGCGAGCCUCCAGAUCAGAGCGAUUUCAGUGAGUAGCCUACUGUUUUAUCAGUGAUACAGAAAACGAGUUCCUACAGGUUCUCAUCUCUUCCUCUCCUCCCAGACACCUGACUGUGCCUCUGCCCGUGGGCCAGCGGGUCUUCCAACUCCACUGGACCCUGCCUGUUUACUUCCUGUUCGCUGUGGCCUACGAUGUCAUCCAGAGCAUCGUAGAGAUAGCAGAGCACAAUUUACAGCACUCCUCCCAACCUCUCCUCACCAACUCUUCUCUGAGCUGAGCACUACUGUGAAGGAUAAACGGUAGCCACGAGCCUGGGAGCCGUGUGGUGGUGAUUACAAUGCUGUGUUCAUUUGCCCAUUCAUGGACUUCAUGCAGCUUCCUCUCGAACAUUAACAGCAUCAGGGAUGUCUCCUACGGUCAACUAUUUCAUGUACUGUAAAGGGCUCGAUUCAAUUAGAUCCGCUUUAGUCAACAUCCGCAUAGCGGUUGUUUUGGCGGUGGCAGAGAUGGAACUGCGUUAGCUGUCAAAUCCAAAAGUGGCUCC